UUGGGCUUCGGCCAUGUAUUUGGGCUUGGCCCUUCUUCAUCAAUAUUAAAAACAUUGACGGGAAAAAAAAAAAAAUGAUCCAGAGACAAACAAUUGAUACCAUCCAUACCCUUUUGUUAAUUCAACAUCAAAAUAACACGUUCUGAUUAAUUCUCUUUGGGCCGUCAUACAAAGUUCAAAUCGACCCACUAACAUAUCAGGCCCACUAAGUUACUCCACUACCGAACCGAACCAAACCGCUAGGCUAACUGUCAAUUUCGGAUUCUGUGGAGACCUAAACCCACCGGCGGGAAUCACAAUUUCAGGGCUCCGACCAAAGUCUCAGAAGGCAGACAUGGCUGAGUCUCUGUCGGGUCCGAAUGUUUUCAGCUUAAGGAUUGUUUCGAUCGACUAUUACAUGGCUUCUCCCAUCCCUGCCUAUGAUCUUUGCUACAGCAGCUUCCAAGGUGGCGAAGUAAAGGAAGUCCCUGUCAUAAGGGUUUAUGGUUCCACACCUUCUGGUCAGAAGACUUGCCUGCACAUUCAUCGUGCAUUACCAUAUCUCUAUAUCCCAUGCUCGGAUAUUCCACUUGAUCAGCAUAACGGAGUUGAUGGAAUCAUACCUGCUGUAUCACUUGAGUUGGAGAAGGCUCUAAAGCUUAAGGGCAGUGCUGCUUCAAAAAGGCAACAUGUUCAUGAUUGUGAGAUUGUUAGAGCUAAGAAGUUUUAUGGGUACCACUCAACAGAGGAGGCGUUUGUGAAGAUUUAUCUCUACCAUCCACAAGAUGUGUCUCGUGCUGCCAGUCUUCUUCUGGCAGGUGCUGUUCUUGGUAGAAGUUUGCAACCGUACGAGUCUCAUAUUCCUUUUAUUCUCCAGUUUCUGGUUGACUAUAACUUGUAUGGAAUGGGUCAUGUGCAUAUAUCAAAGAUGAAGUUCCGUAGCCCAGUGCCUCACCAUUUCCGUCCAAGGAAAUUUGAUUUGGAUGAUUGUGUGGGACAAGGGAUUGACGAACUGGCUAGUACAAUGCAGGCAGAUUCUAGUGCUGCUGCAAACGUCAGUUUCCCUGUUUGGAGCUUGUCAACAAUCCCAGGUCAAUGGAUGUGGAAUCUCUCUGAAGAAUCUGAUACACCGUUGAGCCAGAAUAGUCACCAAUACAGACGCCAGAGUCUCUGUGAACUUGAGGGAGAUGCUACUAUUACUGAUAUUCUCAAUCAACAGUUUAAAAUGUACAACUCCCUCUCACAAGCACAGUCAGAUACUAAGAUGGUUCAGUCACUUGUGGCAAUUUGGGAGGAGGAGUAUGAAAGGACUGGCGUGUAUGAUGCACCUAUACAUCCUGAUCCUGGCAAACCCUCUGCAGCUGAUGUGCUUAAGACUAUGUCACAUUAUAUUGGGUUUGAGAAUAUGCUAAAAGAAAUGUAUCACGAAGUUGGCAUGCCUUCGCCUGAUACGAAGCCUGCUGCAGUGUCUUCAGACGUUUCAGAGAUGCAUGCCAAACCUGAAACUACGGAUCCACAAGCUUUGAGCCAUAUGGUUGGUACACGGAGUGAGAUUCCUGCAUCAGAAAAGCUUUCUCCACUUGAUGAGAGUGGAGAAGCAUCACUGGAAAAUGAUGUGUAUAUGAAAACACCCACGGACAUAGAUAUACAUGCUGAAAUACAAGAUGCUGAAGCGUUGGGUCUCUUUAAGUGGUUUGCCUCAUCCCAGGCUGCAGAGGACAUAAACUCCGAUGAUGAAAUUCUUCGGGAAACAAUCCUUAGCCCUCUGGUUCCUUUAGCGUCUAUGAACAAGGUUCUUGAAAUGGCUAGUACAGAUUAUCUGAGCCAAUCCCAAAAGGAAUGUCAAGACAUUCUUGAUUCUCAGGAGGAUCAAAUUGACUUGGGGAGUUCGACGAAACCUGUACCUUCAUUAGACAAACAAUCUAUUGACACGGAAGUCUCUAGUGAUGUUCCCAAUAUCUCAACUUCAGAUGCAUCAUACGAAAAUUCAUUCCAGCGAUACAGAAAGAGUGAGUUACAUACGAACGUCUCUAGGAGUAGCAAGUCUAUCAAGUCUGUAUGGGGGCCUUUACCUUUAUCCUUGACUAAAAAUCUUCAGAAGGACUUUGACAGUACAAAUGCUAGCGAUAAGCUUGGUUUACCAAAGAUUAGUUCCGACGCCACGAAUGAGAUGAAGGACAAUUUUGAUGUUCCAGUCAAAGAACAUCAAGCGGAUGUUUGUAACACGAUUGACGGAAGCGUUUUGGCUGGAUAUUCGCUGCGGGACUUGAUGAGGAAAAAACGAUUAGCCCUUGGGGACUCGCCUGGUUCACAACAUAAGAAGUUUAAAAAGGUUCUACCACUGACUACAGUGACUCGAGACUCUGGGGAUGGGAAGAAAAAGGAGUGCAAUGCUACUCUUUCUGCAGAAGUUAGUGAUGCAGGAAAUUGUGAGUUUAAUAUAUCCACUCAGUCAUCUGAACUUCAUUCUGCUGAUAGAUGUUCGGCUAAAGAGACAGCAGCUGAAGACAGUGAUGAAGCGUGGAGGAAAUUUUCAUCUGCCAGUGCUCCACUUUGUAAAGAAUCACAAACUGUGGAAUCAGGAAUAUUGGUGUCUAGCAAUAAACUUGUGGGGAAUGAUAUAAAUAAUGUCCAAAAAUCUGGGGAUGAGCAAGAGUUAACUGCCAAUGUAGCUGUUGAGACAGGAAGAUUAAUAUGCCUAACCUUAAGCAAGAAGCCUCCUUCACUCGAUUGCCUAAGUGCUGGACUGCAGGAUUCUUCACGUGAUGGAUAUGAGGGGAGUUCCAAAGAGAUCCCAUUUUUUUCCAAGGAGGACACUGAAGUCAACGAAAAGAAACACCUUUCCAAAGGAGCUUCCCUUGGUAUUCCCAUGCAUCAUCUGAAUGACGGCUCAAACCUUUACCUACUGACCCCUGCCUUUUCACCCCCUCCUUUGGAUUCUGUUUCACAAUGGAUAUCGAAUAACAAAGGUCCAGUGGACUCUAAUAUUGUUUCAGAAAAACAACCGUUAGGAGAUGAUCAUGUAAUGUCUGUGUCUGAGCACGUGGAGCAGCAUGAUAACGUUUUUGUGAAUUCAGAAUCAAAUGCUUAUACGGAGUCUGAGAUAGAUCUGAAAAGCAAAGGAAAGAGUCCUAACCUUAAUUUGCAGACCACGGUUUCACAAGAGAUGUCUCAGCUCUCAGGUCCUGAUGGGAAAUCAGGGGCCACUCCCUUAAGUCAAAUUGGAUUCCGAGAUCCUGCGAGCAUGGGCGCUGGGCAACAGCUUACAGUGCUGAGUAUAGAGGUUCAUGCAGAGUCUAGAGGGGACCUUCGACCUGAUCCACGAUUUGACUCUGUCAAUGUCAUAGCUCUUGUCGUGCAGAAUGAUGAUAGUUUUGCAGCUGAAGUGUUCGUACUUUUGUUUAGUCCAGAUAUCAUUUCUCAGAGAAAUGUUGAUGGCCUAUCUGGAUGCAAGUUGCGUGUCUUUCUUGAAGAGAGGCAACUUUUCAGUUAUUUUAUUGAGACUGUAUGUAAAUGGGAUCCGGACAUUUUUGUGGGCUGGGAUAUACAGGGUGGAUCCCUUGGUUUUCUAGCUGAAAGGGCUGCACAGCUUGGUAUAAGAUUCCUCAAUAACAUAUCCAGGACACCAUCUCCAACCACGAAAAAUGAUUCAGAUAAUAGUCUGCAGCCAGAUCCGUUGGUAGCCGGUCCUGAUCAAGUGGAAGAAGUGGUGAUUGAGGACGAGUGGGGCCGCACACAUGCUAGUGGCGUUCAUGUUGGAGGUAGAAUUGUUCUCAACGCGUGGCGUUUGAUCCGUGGGGAAGUGAAACUCAACAUGUACACUAUCGAAGCUGUUUCUGAAGCUGUUUUGAGGCGGAAGAUUCCGUCGAUCCCGUAUGAAGUAUUGACACAGUGGUUCUCAAGCGGUCCUGCAGGUGCAAGAUACCGAUGCAUAGAGUAUGUGAUACGCAGAGCAAAUUUGACCCUUGAGAUAAUGAGCCAACUAGACAUGAUAAAUCGCACCUCAGAGCUUGCUCGUGUUUUUGGCAUCGACUUUUUCUCAGUUCUCUCACGAGGUUCCCAGUACAGAGUUGAAUCCAUGCUUCUGAGAUUAGCACAUACACAAAACUAUCUUGCUAUUUCUCCAGGAAACCAACAGGUUGCUUCUCAGCCAGCUAUGCAGUGCGUACCUCUUGUGAUGGAACCAGAAUCUGCCUUCUACGAUGAUCCUGUUAUUGUGUUGGACUUUCAAUCACUUUACCCUUCUAUGAUUAUAGCGUAUAACCUGUGCUUUUGUACAUGCCUCGGAAAACUUGCACAUUUGAAGAUGAACACCCUUGGGGUCAGCUCAUACUCUCUAGACCUUGAUGUUCUUCAGGAUUUUAAUCAGAUCCUGCAGACCCCAAACGGUGUUAUGUACGAGCCACCAGAGGUGCGCAGAGGAAUAUUACCAAGGCUGCUGGAGGAAAUUCUAUCUACAAGAAUAAUGGUGAAAAAAGCAAUGAAAAAAUUGACUCCUUCAGAAGCAGUUCUUGGUCGGAUAUUUAAUGCGAGACAGCUUGCUUUAAAGCUGAUAGCAAAUGUGACAUAUGGCUAUACAGCUGCUGGCUUCAGUGGUCGAAUGCCUUGUGCGGAGCUGGCAGAUAGUAUCGUCCAGUGUGGUCGCAGCACACUUGAGAAGGCUAUUUCCUUCGUCAAUGCCAAUGAGAAUUGGAACGCUAGAGUUGUAUAUGGCGACACAGAUAGUAUGUUUGUUCUCCUCAAAGGACGAACUGUCAAAGAAGCUUUUGAAAUCGGACAAGAGAUUGCAUCUGGAAUCACCGAAAUGAAUCCAUACCCAGUCACUCUAAAGAUGGAGAAAGUCUAUCAACCUUGUUUCCUUCUCACGAAGAAGCGCUAUGUUGGGUACAGUUACGAAAGUCCCGAUCAGGACAAGCCUACGUUUGAUGCAAAAGGUAUUGAAACCGUUCGAAGAGACACAUGUGAAGCUGUUGCAAAAACUAUGGAGCAGUCAUUGCGACUCUUCUUUGAAAAGAAGAACAUCUCUAUGGUUAAGUCCUACUUGUAUAGACAGUGGAAACGGAUACUACAAGGGAGAGUGUCUCUUCAAGAUUUUGUCUUUGCGAAAGAAGUUCGGUUGGGGACUUAUAGCACAAGAGACUCUUCACUCCUUCCCCCAGCAGCUAUUGUGGCAACCAAAGCAAUGAGAGCAGACCCUCGGACAGAGCCACGGUACGCCGAACGAGUACCUUAUGUUGUGAUCCAUGGGGAGCCAGGAGCUAGACUUGUCGAUAUGGUGGUGGACCCGCUGGUUCUUUUGGACAUAGAUUCGCCUUACCGGUUGAAUGAUUUGUACUACAUCAACAAACAGAUUAUACCAGCUUUGCAAAGAGUCUUUGGACUUGUGGGUGUGGAUUUGAACCAGUGGUUUUUGGAGAUGCCACGUCCCACCAGAAGCUCCCUUGGACAACGUCCCUUGAACUCUAGAAACUCGCACAAAGCUAGGAUUGAUUAUUUUUAUCUCUCGAAACAUUGCCUUUUGUGUGGGGAAGUUGUUCAGGACUCUGCUCAGUUAUGCAACCGGUGCCUAAACAAUGGUGGUGCUGCUGCAACUAUUGUUUGGAAGACUUCGAAAUUGGAGAGAGAGAUGCAACACUUAGCCACGAUAUGUAGACACUGUGGUGGGGGAGACUGGGUGGUGCAGUGCGGAGUGAAAUGCAAUUCCCUAGCGUGUUCAGUCUUUUACGAGAGACGGAAAGUUCAGAAGGAGCUUCGUGGCCUCUCCUCCAUUGCUACUGAGAGUGAGCUUUACCCUAAAUGCAUGGCUGAGUGGUUUUGACCUCUUGUCACCUCGAAAGUUGAUUGCUUAUGUAUUAUAUGUUGUGAUCGAUCGAAGUAUUUUCGUCAAGGACUUGUGGACAUGGAUGUAAAGAUAGGAGUACAGUGAGCAACGUAAAUCUCUGUGUAAUGUAGAUCUCUGUGUUGUUGUGUAAGUCCCGAGUAUAUAAGCAAAUCUUUUCUAAAAAAUGAAUUUCUUUCUUUUUUAGGCAGAACAAUUAUAGUGUAUGUUUAUAGAAGUCCAAUGCUUUUUAUUACUUGUAUAGCAGAGGUUCGAACCUGCAGAUAUAUGAACCAAUACUGUAAUGAGCUUUGAUAAUUAGAGGAUGAAACUAAUAUGACAAUAAACCUUCAGAUAUUGAAAUCUA
Messenger RNA from Brassica rapa (field mustard), 6164 nucleotides. Its product is annotated as DNA polymerase zeta catalytic subunit. The record is from RefSeq and is a predicted model, not a curated record. Lineage: Eukaryota; Viridiplantae; Streptophyta; Magnoliopsida; Brassicales; Brassicaceae. Gene Ontology annotation, cellular component: zeta DNA polymerase complex; nucleus. Gene Ontology annotation, molecular function: DNA binding; DNA-directed DNA polymerase activity; nucleotide binding. Gene Ontology annotation, biological process: double-strand break repair via homologous recombination; error-prone translesion synthesis.